Klebsormidium nitens is the source of this 1186-nucleotide messenger RNA. Lineage: Eukaryota; Viridiplantae; Streptophyta; Klebsormidiophyceae; Klebsormidiales; Klebsormidiaceae. The record is from the annotation of a GenBank genome assembly.
CUAGGAUUGAAGCGGUAACCACGGUAACCACGAUAAUCACGCGUAAACAUUCCAAGUAGGGCACAGCUCUAUGCGCACAAUCUGCUAAGUUCAACAUUCAACAUCUUUGCAAUCGUCGUUUAUGUCAGCAGCCUUAACAUUCAGGCCAUGGCUGCUACCGAGGUUGCGCAAGCUAAAGAGCAACUGAAGGCUACCACUGGAAAGCGUGUGCUCUGCGCUUUGGACAACUCGGAUAAUUCCGCCUUGGCGCUGCAGUUCGUGCUGGAUGAGUUGGUCAAGCCGGAAAAUGGCGACAAGCUCAUUCUCUUUCAGGCGACAAGGGCUGUUGACAUGUACGAUGAUGCGGAACUAGGUUUUAUAGCAGACGACCAAAUUGCUGCUGCCCAGGAGCGCCUUGUGCAGCUAUGCUUGUCCAACUUGAAGAGUAUCAAGGCAGGGAUCCAGGUAGAUGCUGAAUUGGUGGCUCUUCCCGGAGAUCCCCGGCAGCUGAUCCUCGACUACGUCAUGCAGCACCCUGUGGACAUGGUGGUGGUCGGGACGCGUGGACAGGGCAAGUUCAAAAGUCUGUUCUUGGGCAGUGUGAGCAGUUACCUCGUGAGCCACUGCCCCGUCCCAGUGCUUGUCGUCCCAAACCCCAAGACUGCCGCCACCCUUUUGAUGAAGAAGAGUGACAUCAUCAAGGCAUGAUCACAUGUAUGCUUACGUCAUCAGCGUCCCAAGUACGUCACUACUGGAAGAGAAUGAACUACGUCCAAUGAUAGUAUGGCCAGCUUCAGACGAUAACAUUUCCUUGUAACGUAGUUGUCGAAGAUGUAUGUACAAUGAGCCACUUGGGGACUCGUAAUCCGUGUAUUUUGAACGCAGACAUUGGAAUUGGAGAGGGUCCAUCAAACAGUAGAGGAGUAUACAUAUGAAGAAAGUGUUGCUGGAGGAAGUCGGCCAGAAGAAAUUGUCAGCGACUUGGAAGUAGCUGUCAGGUUGAGGCAGGCAGGAUUCGGGGACGUUUAGGAGCUGCUUCAACUGUCGUCGAGCUUGAUAUUAUGCUUGUUGUCCUCACACUGCAAGUCACGCUUCAUAAUAUAUUCCGUCAGCAAUUUAGUCACCUGGGUCCGGGCCAACCUGGAUGCUGGAGGCACGCCUAAAAAGCUGCUCAGUUCAGGGGAGAUGCGACUCGGCCGAGCAAAGC